Messenger RNA from Lampris incognitus (smalleye Pacific opah), 2436 nucleotides. RefSeq names its product serine/threonine-protein kinase tousled-like 2. Bases 340 to 2436 code for a protein of 698 amino acids. The transcript has 21 exons. The record is from RefSeq and is a predicted model, not a curated record. Gene Ontology annotation, biological process: peptidyl-serine phosphorylation; chromosome segregation; intracellular signal transduction. NCBI's taxonomy places the organism in Eukaryota, Metazoa, Chordata, Actinopteri, Lampriformes, Lampridae. Gene Ontology annotation, cellular component: nucleus. Gene Ontology annotation, molecular function: ATP binding; protein serine/threonine kinase activity.
GCAGGGAUGUGACCGCUGUCUGAGAGACGCCACCACCCGGACAGAGACAACACCGAGACCCCCCAAAACACAUCAGUAGACCCCGGUUUGCCCGUGCGGUGGGAAACCCCGAGGAUCAGGGCCUCUGGAUGACACCAGCAGCAGACACACACUUUAAAUUCUUAGCUUUUAUUAGCUGAGGCAGCUAACGCCAUGUCUGUCCCCGCGUUAGGAAUAAACGCAUAUGGAUGAUUUUGGGCAGCUCUUGGUGAAAGUGAAGGGGGACUAAAAACCGGAGAGGGGUACGACCGAGAGCCGAGGCCGUGGAGUGAAUGUCCAAACAGAACGUCCCUUUCAGGCAUGAUGGAAGAACUCCAGAGCCAGGCUAUUAGCCUGGACCCACGCAGGCAAGAACUGCUUGAGGCCCGCUUCACAGGAGUCGGAGUGGCAAAGGGUUCGGCCCAAAAUGAGUCGUCCAACCAGUCCCUAGGCAGUGUGAGCUCACUCAGUGACAAGGAGCUAGAGACACCAGAGAAGAAGGUCAGUGACCAGAGAAGCAGGAAGAGAAAAGCAGACAUCUAUGAUAGCAGCCAGGGAAAGGGAAGAGGGCACAAAAUAAGUGACUACUUUGAGUUUGCUGUUGGCAGUGGCCCAGGCACCAGUCCUGCCUGGGGCAUCCCCCCACUGGUGCGCUCCUCUCCACAGCACUCACUCUCUAAUCCUCCGGUUCAGCACGGCAGUCCCUCAUCCACAGGCUCAGCCCACACAGACCCCUCCUCUUUCAGCUCUGUCAAGAUGCCCCCCUCACAGUUUCACAAAGCCACUCAGUCAGAGCUGACGCUGUUGAAGCUGAUAGCACUAGAGAAUGACAAGAACUCUGAUCUGGAGAAGAAAGAAGGGAGGAUAGAUGACCUACUGAGGGCUAACUGUGACCUGAGGCGGCAGAUAGAUGAGCAGCAGAAGAUGCUAGAUCGCUAUAAGGAGAGGCUCAACAAGUGUGUGACCAUGAGCAAGAAGCUCCUGAUUGAGAAGUCAAAGCAGGAGAAGAUGGCAUGUAGGGACAAGAGUAUGCAGGACCGCCUGCGUCUGGGCCAUUUCACCACCGUCCGUCACGGAGCUUCAUUCACAGAGCAGUGGACAGAUGGAUACGCUUUCCAGAACCUCAUCAAGCAGCAAGAACGAAUUAACUCACAGCGGGAGGACAUAGAGAGGCAAAGAAAGUUGCUGGGAAAGAGGAAGCCUCCUUCCAUGGCCCAGACGCCUCCACCAAGCCUUGAACAGAACAAACGCAAGAGCAAGACCAAUGGCCAGGAGAAUGAAGCGUUGUCGCUUGCAGAAUACCAUGAGCAAGAGGAGAUUUUCAAACUUCGACUUGGUCAUCUGAAAAAGGAAGAGGCAGAAAUCCAAGCAGAGCUGGAGCGAUUGGAAAGGGUGAGGAACCUGCACAUUCGGGAACUGAAGAGAAUCCAUAACGAAGACAAUUCGCAGUUUAAAGACCACCCUACACUGAAUGACCGAUAUCUGCUGUUACACUUACUUGGAAGAGGUGGCUUCAGUGAAGUCUACAAAGCCUUUGACCUGACAGAACAGAGGUACGUGGCUGUUAAAAUCCACCAGCUCAACAAGAACUGGAGGGAGGAGAAGAAGGAAAACUACCACAAACAUGCUUGUAGAGAAUACAGAAUCCACAAAGAACUGGACCAUCCUAGAAUAGUCAAACUCUAUGACUACUUCUCGCUCGACACAGACUCGUUUUGCACUGUGCUGGAGUACUGUGAGGGCAAUGACCUGGACUUUUACUUGAAACAGCAUAAGCUGAUGUCGGAGAAGGAGGGCCGCUCCAUUGUCAUGCAGAUUGUCAAUGCCCUCAAAUACCUCAACGAGAUCCGGCCACCCAUCAUUCACUACGACCUCAAGCCCGGGAACAUCCUGCUGGUGAAUGGCACUGCCUGUGGAGAGAUAAAGAUCACAGACUUUGGCCUGUCCAAGAUUAUGGAUGACGACAGCUACAACCCAGUAGAUGGCAUGGAGCUGACAUCUCAGGGAGCAGGGACCUAUUGGUACCUGCCUCCUGAGUGUUUUGUGGUGGGUAAGGAACCCCCCAAAAUCUCCAACAAGGUAGAUGUGUGGUCAGUGGGGGUCAUCUUCUACCAGAGCCUCUACGGACGCAAGCCGUUUGGUCAUAACCAGUCCCAGCAGGAUAUCCUCCAAGAAAACACAAUUCUAAAAGCCACUGAGGUGCAGUUCCCCCCAAAACCUGUGGUUACCACAGAAGCCAAGGCCUUCAUCCGACGCUGCCUGGCCUACCGCAAGGAAGACCGUGUUGAUGUGCUGCAGCUGGCCAGUGACCCUUUUCUCAUGCCACAUAUUCGCAAGGCCCUAGGCACCGGCAGCACUCCUCUGGCUCCUCCAAUGCCCUCCACCUCCAGCUCUUAUAAUAGCAGCGCCUCCAACUGA